Molecule: messenger RNA, 216 nt
Organism: Rotaria sp. Silwood1
Lineage: Eukaryota; Metazoa; Rotifera; Eurotatoria; Philodinida; Philodinidae
Source: the annotation of a GenBank genome assembly
AUGCAAUCUAAUGAAUUACCAAAACCAUUACCUACUACAUAUCCUACAAUUCAAGGAGAUCCAGCAACACGUCGAUUUGCUAUUUUCUUUUUCUGUACAUUAGCUAUUAUAACAAUAGGCGUCAUGAUUGGUAUUGGUGUUGGAAAUAUUUCACAUUACGAAUAUUUUGAUUCAUCGAAUAUAUCGAAUGGAUCUUAUAGUAUACUCACGAAAUGA